AUGAUUUUAUUUAGUAGGAUUUCUUAUUGCUUUUCAUCUGAGAAGAAGAUCCUUAGAUUCAUCAAAUCAUGUAGCAGUCCAAAAGAAGUUUAUUAAAUUUAUCACAAAAACCAAGAACAUUUUACACCUUUGUUAUUCCUAGAAGCGUUGAAACAUAUGAAUACAAGUCCUAUUAGAAAAAGAUUUGAUUUAAAUGAUGAUAUUGCUUUCUAUGAUGAAUUAACUGAAAUAUUCAAAUAAGUACCUAUGCAAGAAAAAUGGAGAUUUUGUAAUAUUUUUUAAUCUUAUUAUUAGAUAGAUGUGCAAGUUGCUAAAAUAGGAAGAAACAAAUAAUUAAUCAAAUAAUAUGGAAGUGAUUUAACAUGUAUAAGAGUUAAAUAAAUCGCCAUUUUAUUAUGGGGUUAUCAUAAAAAUGGUAUCAAGAAACCAAGAGUUGUCAUUCAUCUUAUAGAUUAACUUCAAUAAAAUUUAGAUGCUUUAAUUCCUGUUUCUGAAAAGACUGAUAAUAAUAUAUAACAAAAUCUUAAUGAUAAUUCAAAAUCAGAAAAUGAAGAGGAUCAUGAUAUCAAUUAAUUAGAUGAAGAUGAUGACUUUUUAGAAUAAUAAUUAGAAGAAGAUUUGUAAUCUGAAAAAAGAGUACUUAGAGACUAUAAAUUUAAAUUCAAAGACAUGGUUCUUAUUAUUUGGGCAAUUCAAGAUAUCAAACUAGAUGCUACUGCAUUAUUAAUAUACACAUUUAAAUUAGCCAUAAAUAAUUUUAAUAAAAAAGAACUAAUUACUAAUAGAUCAUUAAUUCUACUUUUACAAGCCACCAUCAAUAUCAAAGAUAAUAAAUAAAUUAAUGCUGUAUCCACUUCUAUUUUAUUUAGUAUCAAAAACUUGUUAUACAAAAUCUAUCUGAACAAGAUCUCUCAAAUGAAGGUAUACUUCAAUUACUUUUACUAUUAAGAACCCUAGGUUAAUUGAAGUAAAGUCCUGAAUUUGCUUAAAAAUUAGCUUAUAUUAUGUUAAAAAAUUAAGAAAAAUCAAAUCAACCAUUUUCAUCAAAGUUUGCUUCUAUAAUGAUAUGGAAUUUAAAUAAGUAAUUUUAAUAUUUUUAUUUAUUUUUUAGGCUUGGCAUUACAGAUACUGAUAUAUAUAACAAAUUAGGACUUCAUUUAACUAAAAGCAAUGAAUUUAAAGCUAUGGAUAUCAGUUAAGCCAUUUUGAUAUAUUCCAUAUAAUAAACAAAAUCUCCUUAAUAUUAACAAUAUUAAUUCAUUUUGAGAUCAUUAAUAAGCAAGGGUAAUAUGAUUAAGUUAGAUCCAAGAAGUCAAAGCAUUAUUAGAGAAUCUUUAGAAUAAUAUUAGCCUCAUUUGGUCAAAUUAUUAAAAAAAUGA
Paramecium sonneborni is the source of this 1379-nucleotide messenger RNA. NCBI's taxonomy places the organism in Eukaryota, Ciliophora, Oligohymenophorea, Peniculida, Parameciidae. The record is from the annotation of a GenBank genome assembly.